Molecule: messenger RNA, 843 nt
Organism: Macrosiphum euphorbiae (potato aphid)
Lineage: Eukaryota; Metazoa; Arthropoda; Insecta; Hemiptera; Aphididae
Source: the annotation of a GenBank genome assembly
AUGGUUGUAUUUUGUACGAAUUUAUACAUUGAUCGUAUAUCCCACAAAUUCGAUCGUAGUAGAGACUUAAAUAAAACUGACGAGGAUGAAAAAAAAUGUUUACUUGGAUUACUCAUUUUAUCAGGAGUAAAUAGGUCAGGUCAUCAAAAUUUAGAAGAUCCCUGGAGAACAAAUGGUUUAGGAAUAGACAUUAUUUUGUCAUGCAACAAUGACAUUGAAACGAUUUUUUUCUUAUCACGCUGUAUUCGCUUUGAUGAUAACAGAGAUCGUCAAAGUCGUAAAUAUAUUGAUAACUUCGCAGCUUUUAGAGAUAUUUUUAAACUUUUUUUGGCCAAUUGUGAAAAUAAUUAUACUGUAUCUGAAUACACAACAAUUGAUGAACAGCUUGUUGCAUUCAGAGGUAGAUGUCCAUUUCGUAUAUAUAUACCAAGUAAACCUGCUAAAUAUAGUUUAAAAAUUCAAACUAUUUGUGACGCACAAACUUGGUAUACUCUCAAUAUGGAAUUGUAUACAGGUAAACAAAAAGAGGGGCCUUAUAAAAUAUCUAAUUCAGCCACUGAUGUUAUACUUCGACUAUCUCGUCCAAUUUAUGAUUCUGGGAGUAAUAUUAUGGCUGAUAAUUGGUUUAGCAGUAUUCCGUUGGCCAACGAGCUACUAAAAGAAAAAAUUACACUUGUCAGUACUAUUAGAAAAAAUAAAAAAGAACGACCAAUACAAUUAGUUUCUACUAAAAAUAGAGUGGAAAAUUCCACCUUGUUCGGUUUUGGAAAACAAAUGACAAUAGCUUCAUACAUACCAAAAAAAAAACAAAAAUGUAAUUAUGCUAUCUACUAUGCAUCUUGA